AUGGGCCGGCCGGACCCGGACCCGCUGUCCAGCCCCGUUUGCCUGCCCGGUUCCCGGUCCCUGCGCACCCCGAGCCGCCGGUGCUGCGGGCCGGGCUGGCCGGUGCGGGGCGGCGCCGCCCGCGGGCCCUGGGCAAACAGCAGCGGGUCAAUGAUUAACCGGCCCGGCUGCGCUCCCGCCGCCCGCGCGGGGCCACGCGGGGCUCGGGGGCCGCGGCGGGGCCGGAACGGGCCGGGCCCCGAGCGGCGGCGGUUGGGAGCCCGCGGGCACCGGCGUGAGUGGGGCCGGGGAUGGGGCACCGGGGGGAACACGAGGGCAGCCCCAUGGCACCCCGGACCGGGGGUGACCGUGCCGGGAGCGUCCCGUCCCAUCAGAGCCUCCCUGUCCCCGCAGGCCUCUCCGCGGAUGGACGGUGAGCCGCCAGCCGGGCCCCAGGCCCGCGGCCCCGCCGCGCGGGGACCGGAGCCGGGGGACGGCAGCGGGGCGGCCGGGGCUCCCACCGGGACAGCCGGGGCGCUGCCCACCCCCGGGGCUCCCACCGAGGCGCUGCCCACCCCCGGGGCUCCCACCGAGGCGCUGCCCACCCCCGGGGCUCCCACCGAGGCGCUGCCCACCCCCGGGGCUCCCACCGAGGCAGCCGGGGCGCUGCCCACCCCCGGAGCUCCCACCGGGACGGCCUGGGCUCCCACCGGGGUUCCCGCCGGAGCAGCCGGGGCGCUGCCCACCCCCGGCCCCCGCAGCGACGCCCCCGCGGCCCCCGGGGACAGGCCCGUGGCCGUGUCGGUUGUCUCCAACUCAGCCUUCGAGGGGGCUCCUCCACCGUACUCGCCCCCGGACCCCAAGAGCUACCACCUCCUCUACCCGCCGUUCCCAGCCGGCUAUGCCCAGCAAGGUCCCGUCAUUUACCCGCCGGGGCCGGGACCGCGGCCCUACCCAGGCCCGGGCUUCCACCCCGGGCCGCUGCCCUACAGCCCGUACCACCCGCCGCCGGGGCCCUCACCCGCCGGCCGCGGGCACCACCGCCCCAAGGACUACACGGUGGAGUCGGUGCUAGUGACCCUCUUCUGCUGCCUGAUCACCGGGGUCAUGGCCCUCGUCUACUCCCACGAGACCCGCGCUGCCCUCGCCCGUGGGGACAUGGCCCAGGCGUACCUGGCAUCCAAAAAAGCGCAGUCACUGGUCCUCAUCAGCCUCCUCAUCGGGUUGUUCGCCUCCAUCAGCUGGAUCGUCUACGUGCUGGUGUCCCUGUACCUGUGACAAGGACCCUGAGCCCCAGGGCGCCGAGAGCUCCUGGUGGCUCCACCUGCGCGGGGGUAUGGGGCACGGGCAGGUGAAGUUGCCACAUCCUUGUGUGGAAAUGAGUGACAAUGAAGUGUUUUUGGGGCUGUGGGGCAGCGUCCGUCCUUCCUGGUGGGGCGGGGAGCUGCCCCGGAGCCUUGAGGCAUCUGCUCAGCCCAGGGCCGGAGGAGCCCGGAGCAGGGAGAUGCUGCAUCCUGCCGGAUCCAGCUCUGGGCAGGGUCCGUGGGUGGGAUCAGGCUCUGCUGCAGGAUGCUGAAUCCCAUUGCUCUGGGCUCCCACUUGGAGCUGCCAAUGGGACUCAGGUGCGGAGGGAGCAUCUUGUAGGAUUGGGGUUGGAGGUGGAGCAGAAGUAGCAGGUGUGUGGGAAGCCCUCGCUGGUCAUUAAUAGUGUAACAUACAAACUCAUGUAUGCAAUUCUAUGGUAAUUCUGCACACACACACCCCACCACACAACACCCACCCCUGUACUGCCACCUCUUGCUGCUUCCAGACUGAAAUAAAAUACAGCUGUAGCCAAAA
This is a messenger RNA of Melospiza melodia melodia, 1818 nucleotides long. It is a transcript of the gene PRRT1B, whose product is annotated as proline rich transmembrane protein 1B. The record is from RefSeq and is a predicted model, not a curated record. The transcript is spliced from 3 exons. NCBI's taxonomy places the organism in Eukaryota, Metazoa, Chordata, Aves, Passeriformes, Passerellidae. Gene Ontology annotation, cellular component: membrane. The coding region runs from base 1 to 1257 and encodes 418 amino acids.